Molecule: messenger RNA, 1615 nt
Organism: Aspergillus steynii IBT 23096
Lineage: Eukaryota; Fungi; Ascomycota; Eurotiomycetes; Eurotiales; Aspergillaceae
Product: cytochrome P450
Exons: 6
Coding region: 1-1542 (513 amino acids)
Molecular function (GO): iron ion binding; monooxygenase activity; heme binding
Source: RefSeq, a predicted model, not a curated record
AUGGACUUAGACAUAUUUGCCUCUAAAUUCCACCUUCUUCUUUGGGCAUUGUUGGCCACGCCCGUUAUUUACGUGCUUACUACUGUGACCUACGAGCUGUUCUUUUCGCCGCUGUCGCAUAUUCCCGGUCCUAAACUGGCUGCUUGCACGCGUCUCUAUGAAUUUUAUUACGACAUUGUCCUGCAUGGCAGGUAUACGUUCAAGAUUGCUGAGCUGCAUAAAAAAUACGGACCCAUAAUCCGCAUCAGCCCUGGGGAAGUCCACAUCAAUGACCCCGAGUAUUACGAAACACUAUACUCAAUCAAUGGUCCGCGCAACAAGGACUCAUGGUUCAUCGAAUCAUUCGACGUGGCCCAGUCUGCCUUCGCCACGCUCGACCAUCGCUUACACAGACCUCGUCGCGCCUUGAUCGCUCCGUACUUUUCCAAAGCGCGAGUGCAGCGCGUGCAGUCUCUGAUCCAGAACAAGCUGCAGAAACUGACAAACCGAUUGAACGAGGUUGCACGCUCCGGAAAGCCGCUCAAGGUAGACGUCGCGUUCAACUGCUUCACGGCCGACGUGAUCACUUCGUACACCAGCUUUCGCGGGUUAAACUACCUCGAUGACCCCGAUAUGGUACCCAUUUGGAGCGAGACAGUCCGCAAUCUCGUUGAAGUUGGAAUGAUCGCGCGACAUCUACCUGGGUUUUUCCCGCUUCUGGCAAGUAUGGGAAUGAAGUGGAUCCAGCGAAUCUAUCCCAAAUUGCUUCCUGUCAUCGCCUUCCGGAUGAAAUGUGCCCAGGAGGUGAAUUUCAUGUGGGAGAACGAAGAAAAAGCAAGCGAAGAUUUUGCAAAGAACAGUCUCUCUCAAGAGCCUGCGCUUUUCCAGGACAUGGUCGCCAAAGCCCCCGAUACGCCUGAUAUCACCGAGGCUAGGGUCCUUCAUGAGUAUAUUACUAUCGUGGCAGCAGGAACUGAGACUACAGCGCAUACGAUGACGAUCUGUACGUUUCAUGUGCUUAAUGACGAACAGGUCCUGCGCAAAUUACGUGCAGAGUUGGAAGAAGCCUUCCCCGACAAGAAAGAAAUGGAUUUACAGACGCUUGAGCAACUUCCUUACCUAACUGGGAUUAUUUACGAAGGACUCCGACUAUCGUACGGCCUUUCCCACCGUCUCCAAAGAAUAUGUCCCACCGAUCCACUCAAGUUCAGGGAUGUAGUCAUCCCACCCAAUACAUCGAUCGGAAUGUCCUCUGCCCUUAUCCAUCACGACGAGUCCAUCUUUCCGAAAUCCCACGAGUUCAUCCCGGACAGAUGGACAGACCUUGAGGACCGGAAGAGAUUGAACAGAUACCUGGUUUCCUUUAGUAAGGGUGCUCGCCAAUGCAUCGGAAUGAACUUGGCAUUUGCGGAGCUUUACAUGGCUGUUGCCACGGUCUUCCGCACGUUUGAUAUGAAGCUGCACGAGACUACAGUGGAUGAUGUUCGGCUUCAUAGCGACAUGAUGCUACCACAUGCCAAGCCCGGUAGUAAGGGCGUGAGAGUAGUGAUUGACCCUAUUUAGUCAGAUAUCCCUGGAUUGGGAACAGUAUAUAUUACCUAAACCUUGAAUAUAGUGGGGGUUAGAACACUUUGGU